AUGGCGGCUAAUCUGCGACGUGGAUUUCAGAACAUCAAUUUGGGUGCCGACGACCCCCCGGUCCAAGUACCAGACUAUGUCAUCAAUGAAGCGGCAGCGGAAAACCGAUUCAUCAUCAUUGGAAGGCCGGUGAUGCCGAGAAGACAGAACAUAAGGGCGAUCAUUGCAACCCUUCCAAGAAACUGGGGGCAUGAAGGGGUUCAUGGAAGGCUGGUUGAAGGUAGACGCUUCCAAUUUGUCUUUCCCUCUGAAGAAACUUCGGAGAUGGUUCUCCGUCGGGGACCAUGGGCUUUUGCUGAUCGUAUGUUAAUCAUGGAGCGUUGGACACUGGCUUUCAAUCCUCUCAUGCUCAAUUUCAUUCCUUUCUGGAUCCAAAUCCGUGGAAUACCUUUCCAGUUCAUGAGUCAAGCGGUUGUCAUGCACAUUGGGCGUGCCUUGGGAAUGUAUAUGGAGGUGGACUACAACCCAGAAGUCACGGCUAGGAGAGAGUUUGCUAGAGUUCGUGUCAAUUGGAAUGUGGAUGAACCGUUGCGUUUUCAGAAGCAGUUCCAGUUCACUCAGGGAGUCAACACUCUGCUGCGAUUCACUUAUGAGAGGCUUAGGGGUUUCUGUGAAGUAUGUGGAAUGCUUACGCAUGACUCUGGAGCCUGUCUGAUUCAGAACGGUGGCCCUGCAAAUGAUGACGAUGAUGAUGAUGACAGCGGUAAUGACGAGGGUCAAGAGGAAGGUGCUAAUACUGUAUUGGAAAGGGUUGAUGCACCAGGAAUCAUUAUUGAAUAA
Messenger RNA from Raphanus sativus (radish), 780 nucleotides. RefSeq lists its product as uncharacterized. The transcript has a single exon. Lineage: Eukaryota; Viridiplantae; Streptophyta; Magnoliopsida; Brassicales; Brassicaceae. The record is from RefSeq and is a predicted model, not a curated record. The coding region runs from base 1 to 780 and encodes 259 amino acids.